GGACCUUUCUAAAUCUUAUCUUGUUUAGUAUGAAUUCUCUACUCCAAUUGUUUCAACUUUGAAAGGAUCGAAUCUAGAGUCCUGCAGAUGAUUUUAAAUCCUCGCCCAAUUCAUUCCCUCCCCCGAUCCCUCCUACUGACAAACACGACGAUUAAAUCUUAAAUUAGUCAUCCAUUAAUCUUCCCGCUCCUAUUUCUUUUUCUCCUUCCGCUUUUUCCUCCUUCCUCUUAAUGCGCAAUUAGACUUUCCUUUAGCAAAGUUUUUUAACUUUUGCAGGACACAAGAAAUUAAAUUCCAGGGUAUGCUGGAUCAGGCCAGUAGCGGACCAAAUAACUUUGUCUCUGGCGCUGACAUCUCAACCCAUGUUCAAGUCCCAAACAUGCCAAUUCAGCCGGAAAUGGGCCCCUAUGUCUCAGCAUCAUCCCUUCCUUAUUCAUUUGAAGGCUUGUCAUCCAGCAUCAUUAGUAAUAACAAGCGAGGAAGUAAUGGAAACUUUGCGAACUACAACCAAUACGAAGCUGGAGAUUCAUCUCUGAGCUGUCCCAAGGUGAAAAUGGCUUGGCAAGGUGACAAUAAUCUCCCACCAUCACCUGGUCUUCAGCUCGGCAGUUGGUUUUCUCGAGGCCAAAACUACUAUAACAACCCCAGUACUACUGCUCAAAGCUCAAGGCCUGUGCCAAUUAGAAACAAAUGUUAUGAUCCACUGUAUGAAGAAAUGGGCUUGCCAAUUGACCCCCAUUUGCGCAUGUUCCUGGCAAGGCGUGACAAUGGAGAAUUUGGAGAUCGUUUCUCAUAGGAUUUACUGUUGGAGCUGUUUUUUGGACAACUAAUUCUUAAUUCCGGAAUAAAGUAAUUAUAUAAUCCCUGAAUAAUUGAAGUCUUUUCAGGCUUCUUGUUUCUUAAAAUAGUGCUAAACAAAAUAAUGUGUGAAAACACCGCACGAGUUUAUUAUAGUUUGUUGUCUAACAACUUAUACAGGACUUGAAAAAAUAUUUGUCACAAACAUGUUGAGGCUGCCCAAUGAAUGAUGGUCAACUCAAAUGGAGUUUCAACACAUUAAAACUGUCUGCAUUUUUUAUUUAUUUAUUUCAGUACUAUUAGAGUAAUUUUAAGUGGGGUUGUAAUUUCUUUUGACUACAUAAAUUCUAGCUGUUUAUUUUAUUAUAUUAUCAAUGCCGGACGAAAUUCCUUGACUAA
Morus notabilis is the source of this 1197-nucleotide messenger RNA. RefSeq lists its product as uncharacterized. The coding region runs from base 302 to 796 and encodes 164 amino acids. NCBI's taxonomy places the organism in Eukaryota, Viridiplantae, Streptophyta, Magnoliopsida, Rosales, Moraceae. The transcript is spliced from 6 exons. The record is from RefSeq and is a predicted model, not a curated record.